AUGAACCUUCCUCCCCCUGCAGCCUGUAAUUCUUUAGAAACAUUGUCGGCGUCUCUGUGCGGGUACACCCCCAGCAAGACCUGCGCGGACACGUUCGUGUUGGGACUGGCGCCGAGACAAGCGGCUGAGGAGCGUCCAGAACCGGCGCAGAGCGAGGCUGUACAGAACGGGUCGGUGGCGGCCGGAGACGAGGACGAGAGGUCGGAGGACGUGCGGCCGUGUGGGGCGAGCGACGCGCGGACCUGGAGCGAGGCGCGCACACACACCGACCUGCUGUUCUGA
Molecule: messenger RNA, 282 nt
Organism: Danaus chrysippus (African queen)
Lineage: Eukaryota; Metazoa; Arthropoda; Insecta; Lepidoptera; Nymphalidae
Source: the annotation of a GenBank genome assembly